Messenger RNA from Cyprinodon tularosa, 4149 nucleotides. RefSeq names its product elongator acetyltransferase complex subunit 1 (gene elp1). Lineage: Eukaryota; Metazoa; Chordata; Actinopteri; Cyprinodontiformes; Cyprinodontidae. Gene Ontology annotation, molecular function: protein binding; tRNA binding. The record is from RefSeq and is a predicted model, not a curated record. Gene Ontology annotation, biological process: tRNA wobble base 5-methoxycarbonylmethyl-2-thiouridinylation. Gene Ontology annotation, cellular component: elongator holoenzyme complex; cytosol.
GUAAAGGGGAGAGAGUUGGACAGAACCACAUGUUUGUUGUUGUGGUGCAAAUGCUGGAUUAACUGCAAAGCUUUCCUCCUCAACAUACAUUUUAUGGACUUCUAGAGGUGAAAUGAGGAAUCUGAAGCUGCUGAAGAGCCUUCAGAGCUCAGAGCUGCAGGGUGUCGGCUCCCCGCAGUGUUUCUCUGUGAGGUCCGACACCGGCUCACUGCUCAUCGCCUCUCAGUUCUCAGUCGUAGAAUAUAACCCUCAAUCUGGCGAGGUUGUCAGCGAAGCUUCGUUAACGGCAGACGGUUACCUUCCAGAAGACGGCAGCGGGUUGGUGGUGGGACUGCAGGACCUCGCUGAGCUUCAGUCUGCAUGUUUGGCCACAGCAGGCGGUGAUGUGGUUCUCUUCAACCUCAACACCAGCCAGUUGGAGUGUGUUGGCAGUGUGGACAGUGGUCUGACAUCUAUGAGCUGGAGUCCUGAUGAAGAGCUCGUCAUCCUGACCACUGGACAGGAAACUGUUAUUAUGAUGACCAAAGAGUUUGAGCCUGUUACUGAGGUUGGGAUCCACCAGGAGGAUUUUGGGGAAGGGAAAUUCAUCACAGUGGGUUGGGGGAAGAAGGAGACCCAGUUUCACGGCUCAGAGGGGAAACAGGCAGCGCAGAGGAAGAUCCAGGAUGUUCAGCCAGCCGUCGCCUGGGACGACCGCAAACCCAGAGUAACGUGGCGGGGAGACGGUCAGCUGUUUGCCGUCAGCGCCAUCUGUCCCCAGACUGGAGCGAGGAAGGUCCGAGUCUGGAACAGAGAGGGCGUUCUGCAGGCCACCAGUGAGCCCAUCAACGGCCUGGAGCAGGCACUCUGCUGGAAACCUUCCGGUAGCCUGAUUGCCAGCUCUCAGCGCCAUCCUAACAAACACAGCGUGGUGUUCAUGGAGAAGAACGGCCUGCUGCACGGAGACUUCACUCUGCCGUUCACUAAAGACCAGGUUAAGGUAAAGGAGCUCCUGUGGAACAUCGACUCCUCUGUUUUGGCUGUUUGGUUGGAGGACUUGGCUGCUGGAGGGGAUGGAAAGCUCAGGAGUUACAUCCAGCUGUGGACGGUGAAAAACUACCACUGGUACCUGAAACAGAGUCUCGACUUUGACAGAGACCCUCUGAAAGCUCCGGUUUGCAUCUGCUGGGACCCUGAACAUCCCCUACGGCUGCAUGUCGUGACCCACAAUUGGACGAGCUUCACUUACGACUGGGGGUGGACGACAGAGCGAAGCCCUGGACUGGACGUCACGGACGACGCCGGCGUGGCUGUGAUUGAUGGAGAUAAACUCCUGGUGACAACCUUCAGGCAGUCUGUGGUUCCUCCUCCCAUGUGUUCCUUCGAGCUACGGUUGAAGUCGCCAGUCAACCAGGUGACCUUCCUUUGUGAGGCGACAAGGACCAAUAAGAUAGCAGCUUUCACCUCCGAUGGACAGAUCUCCAUAUUUGGAAAAGAUGCAGUUUCAAAAGAAGGUUUGGACAGAACUCCAGACGGCUUCAGAGUUUUGUCCGCUCCUGUUAUCCUCCAGAAAACCUUCAGAGUGACGGCCCCUCAGGACGACCCUCUUGCCGUGCGGCAGCUGCUGUGGCUGCAGGAUGAGCUGUUCUUCGCUGUAACCUCCGGGGUUCUGCCCAACACGUCCAGCCUGAUGAUGCUUCAUCCUGUUCCGGAUGCUGCGGACUCGCUGGCUGUGAGGUCUCAGAUUGAGGUUGAAGGUGUUGUGAUCAGUGUGGUCUACUCCUCCCAGACCAGAACAAUGGCUCUGCAGCUGGAGGACGGACAAAUAAAGAAGCUCCUCUGGGAUUGUCCUGAGCUGUCGGUGGAAGACUGGUUGGACUCCAGCGGCUGCAUCAUCAACUUUCCUGUUCCCUGCAUCCAGACGGCUCUCUGCUGCAUCGGUGGAACGGAACACCUGCUGGGCCUCACAGAGAGAUCCCACCUGUACGCUGGAGACACAGAGCUUGCAUCCAAUGUUAGCUCCUUUGCUGUUUGCGAUGACUUCCUGCUCAUCACCACCCACUCUCACAUCUGCCGCUGCCUCCAGCUGAGCACACUCACACUCAGAGGUCUGCAGGUGGCUCUGUCCUCUGAUGGCGGUCAGAACGAUGAGACGCUCCGUCGAGUGGAGAGGGGAUCCAGGAUCGUCACCGUGGUUCCUCAGGACACCAGAGUGAUUCUACAGAUGCCUCGGGGAAAUCUGGAGACGGUGCACCACAGAGCGCUGGUUCUGGCUCAAUUAAGGAAGUGGUUGGACGGCUUGAGAUUCAGAGAGGCCUUUGAGUGUAUGAGGAAAUUACGGAUCAACCUGAACCUGAUUUAUGAUCACAACCCAAAGGUUUUCCUGGAAAACAUCCAGACCUUCAUCACACAGCUUAACUCCAUUAAUCACAUCAACCUCUUCCUCACUGAGUUAAAAGAGGAGGAUACGACCUGCACCAUGUAUCCGCGCCCUGAGGGCAGCCCAUCGCAGACUCAGCCAGCCUCCGGCCAGAAGAAGGUUGAUGUUGUUUGUGAUGCUUUACGGACGGCAAUGGAAUCUAUGGAUCCAAACAAGUUCUGUCUGUCCAUACUGACGGCUCACGUGAAGAAGACGGUUCCAGAGCUCGAGAUCGCUCUGCAGAAAGUGCAUGAGCUGCGGGAAAACCCUCCUGAAACUGCGGGAGCUGUAAGCGCCGAAGAGGCUCUGAAAUACCUCCUCUUCCUCGUCAAUGUCAACGAUCUAUACGAACACUCACUUGGGACCUACGAUUUCGACCUUGUUCUCAUGGUAGCUGAAAAAUCCCAGAAGGAUCCGAAGGAAUAUCUUCCUUUCCUGAACAUGCUGAAGACUCUGGAGCCAAACUACCAACGCUACACCAUCGACAAACACCUCAAACGCUACAGAAAGGCCUUGGUGCAUCUCAGCAAGUCUGGAGAGGAACAUUUCAUUGAAGUUCUGCAGCUAGUUAAGGAGCAGAAACUCUUCAGUGAAGCGUUGAGGCUCUAUGCAGCAGAUAGUUCUCAGUAUAAGCAUCUGAGCUGCGCAUAUGCUGAGCACCUGGUGGAGCAGCAGCAGGCCGAGCAGGCCGGCUUGUUGCUGUGGCGAUGUGGCGAGCCAGCCAGGGCGCUGCAGGCUUUCACCAGCUGCUCCAGUUGGAGGAACGCCAUUUGUGUGGCCCAACAGAUACCGCUACCGCCGGACCAGCUAGCCCUACUGGCCAGAGACUUGGCAGAGAAGCUGACCGAGCAGAGGCGGUACUCAGAGGCAGCUCUGCUUUUGGACCAGUACGCCAAAGACUGCGAAGAAGCCAUCUUGGCUCUAAUCACUGGUGCAGUCUGGGAGGAGGCACUCAGACUGAUUUACAUGCACAACAGACAGGAUAUCACUGAAACCAACCUGAAACCUGCUCUGUUGGAAGCUGUGAACACCCAAAAAGGGUUCCUGGAGACUCAGGUCGCAACAUUCAUCCGACACCGGAGCCGUUUGGCGGUGGUUCGAGAGCAGAAAGAAAAGGUCAGACUGGAUAUGCUUGAUGAAGAAGGUCCAGAUUGUGGGGAUGCUGAGCUUUACUCUGAAGCUAGCAGUGUGAUGAGCGGUUCUAAAUACUCACAGAGUAACUCACGGAUAUCCUCACGAUCAUCAAAAAACCGACGGAAAGCAGAGAGAAAAAAGCUGAGUCUGAAAGAAGGAAGUCCGAUGGAGGACAGAGCCUUGAUGCACGCCAUGAGUGAAAUCAUCACUGCUGUGGACAAGAUGAGAGAGGAGAUCCACGGCCUCCUUAAGGCCUUGGUUCUGUUCCAGUUUGAUAAACAGGCUGAGAAGCUGCAGCUGGCCUAUGAAGAUGCCCUGCAGAUGAUGGAGGGAGCCGUUCCUGAGGUGUGGCCUGAAGGCCUGAUGAGCACCAGCGCUCCGGUAACGGGUCCAAACUCCACAGCAAACAGCAUCAUGGCUUCUUUUCAGCAGCAGCAGCAAAAACCUGCAGCUUUACAGCAAGAUCCUGAGAUCCCAACAGCGCCGAAGAUGAGAAAUGUCAAGUGGAAGCUCACUAUUCUAAAAUAAACAAAAAACUAAGUAGUAUUGUUGGAAUUGUUUUUUUUUUAAUCUGUAAUGUAAAAUUUCAGUUGUAUAAUAAAGUUUCAUUUAAUAUC